Messenger RNA from Durusdinium trenchii, 774 nucleotides. The record is from the annotation of a GenBank genome assembly. Lineage: Eukaryota; Dinophyceae; Suessiales; Symbiodiniaceae.
AUGGGCGCGGUGCAUGGCGUGUCCUUGAAAUAUGUGGCCUUUGGCUCCAUUGCUGCUUUGACGGCUCGCUGGAUCACGCCGGUGGCAUUGGAGGAGCUGAUCUUUGAGGAAGAAGUGGAGCUGAAUGGGUUGGACAAUUUGCAGUUGCUGUUCGGCCUGUAUUUGUACAAUGUGAGCAUCAUCAACUUGGUCAUUGCCAUGCUCUUCAAUCUCAAGCUCGGCAUGGGCAUCUUGGGGAAGGACACUGCGACGGGUGCAAUCCCACUUUGGUCUUAUGUGGUUUUCUCAGGCUUCCACUGUCCAACGCUGGUCUACACCAAAAUCCAGCACGCGCGAGACCAGAAGUCCGGAGUGGCACCAGCAGAUGAAGUUGAUCCAGGCUGGUGGGUGGGUGGCCGCUACAGCCAUGAGCUCGGCAGGCGAUGGGCAGGGACCAUCGACUUGACCUGUGAGUUCCCCGAGCUGAGCAUCCAGGACAAGUACUUGCUCGUUGAGUGCUGGGAUGGGGUCCCUCCCACAGUGGAGCAGCUCGAGGAAGCUGCACAGUUUGCCGUGGCGCAACAUGAACGAGGUGACGUCUUAGUUCACUGUGCCCAUGGCCGUGGCCGAUCGACCACCACACUGUGCGCAUGCCUGGUCCGUGCAGGGCGGUAUCCGACCUGGGAGGAUGCGUUUCUUGCCAUCAAGCAGAAGCGCAAAGUGGUGAAGCUGAACCGCUCCAUGAAGCGAGUGCUGACGGAGUGGCAAGCGAAGUACAGCACCAAGGUGAAAUGA